Messenger RNA from Sporothrix schenckii 1099-18, 1230 nucleotides. RefSeq lists its product as uncharacterized. Lineage: Eukaryota; Fungi; Ascomycota; Sordariomycetes; Ophiostomatales; Ophiostomataceae. Bases 1 to 1230 code for a protein of 409 amino acids. The record is from RefSeq and is a predicted model, not a curated record. The transcript has a single exon. Gene Ontology annotation, molecular function: glutaminyl-peptide cyclotransferase activity; zinc ion binding.
AUGCACCUCUCAAUAUCUCUCCUCGCCUCGCUCGCCCUCGCCCGGUACGGCCUCGCAUACAAGCCGCUCUCUGACAAUUUCCUCCGACAAGUACCGGGUGUGUCGGAGGCCGAGCUCGACCCUGUGGCGGGCGACCUGCUGGCGCCGUUUCUGCAGCCGCGCGCGCCGGGUUCCGAAGGCCACGCCGACAUCCAAGACCAUCUCGUGCAGUACUUUGCGGCCAACCUGCCGGACUGGACGGUCGAGUGGCAGAACGCGACGACGUACACGCAGGACCCCAAGGACAAGAAGAAAAAGUUUGUGGCGCACCACCUGGCCAACCUCGUGUUCCGGCGCGAGCCGCCCUGGACGCGGCCGGGGCAGGCCAACCUGCUGACACUGGCGACGCACUACGCGACGCCCUCGACGGGCGUGCCGGCCGGGUACGUGGGGGCCACGGACGCGGCCGUGUCGUGUGCGCUGCUGCUGCACGUGGCGCGGAGCCUGGACCGGUUUGCCGCGCAAAUGUACCGGGAGAUGCAGGAGCUGGGCGAAGGCGGGACGGUGCCAAUGGACAUGGGGCUGCAGGUGGUGUUUGUGGACGGCGUGCCCACCGGCAAAGAGAACGACAAAGGCGGCGCCACGGCAGACGUCUCGGGGAGCAAAGGGCUGGCCGCGGCCUGGGAAAGGGAGACCAACCCGGCCUUGGCGGCCUCGCUCUACGGUUACCCGAACCGCCUCAACCAGAUCUCGCUGCUGCUGCUUCUGGACCUGCUCGGGGGCAGCCGACCGCGCGUGCCGUCGCGGUACCAGACCACCCACUGGGCCUACCAGGCCAUGGCGCGGGUCGAGCAGCGCCUGCGCGGGUUGGGUCUACUGACGAGCAGCAGCAGCAGCAGCAGCGGCGGCGGCGGCUUGGGCACGGCCACAGACGACCCCUCGGCCGCCUUUUUGCCCGACCACGCCACCCCUGUCCACCAACUCGACCUGGCCAGCGGCUGGGCCACCGACCGGGACGACCACAUCCCCUUUAUGCGCCGCGGCGUCGCCGUCCUGCCCGUCGUGCCAGACGCGAAGCCCGCGCAUGCGGGCACGCUCCUGGACGACGGACAGCACGUGGACCGGGCGGUGGUGCAGGACUGGUCGCGGAUUCUCGUCGGGUUUGCGCUGGAGUGGCUGGACAUGAUGGAGGUCGAGCCCCAGGCACCAGCGGGCCGGCGGCGGCGGCGGAGGGCCAGUCGCAGCGAGUGA